AUGGCAGACGUUGGGGAUGACAAAAUCGUUGGGGUACAUGAACAUCCCGAGCCCGAGACCUCGGGAAGUCAGGCGGUUUCUUUCAAAGAGCCUGAGGAAGCCGGGCAAGAAUUUGAAGAUGAUUUUGAUAUGGCGAGGAUCGAGAGGGUCUACAAUAUAAUGUCAGCUUUUUGGAUAUUGUACUUCCUCUGCUCUGCAAUCCGUUCCAAUGUCGGCCUGGCACAGACCAUGAAUAAAUCUGCAGGCCACGAUCUCGAACAAGUCCUGCAUUUGACAGCCAAGCAAACGUCAACCGCUCUUGCCCUGUUCUACGUCGCUUAUGUCCUCUUCGACUUCCCGUCCAACCUAGUCAUGACAAGACUUAGCCCAAGGAUAUGGAUGUCGAGAAUUGUCAUUGCCGUUGGAAUAAUUGGGGCGUGUUUCGCCGCUGUCAAGGCUGCUUGGAGUCUCCUUUUUCUCCGCUUUCUUCUAGGCGUAGUGAUUGCGGGCAUGUGGCCAGGCAUGGCAUACUAUCUGACUCUAUUCUACCCUCCUUCUCGGACCGGAAAGCGAAUCGGGCAGUACUUCACCGCGGCUCAAGUAUCGGCAGCUGUAGUAGGUCUAGUGUCCGCAGGCUUCCAGAAGAUGGAUGGAGUAGGUGGAUUGGUCGGGUUCCGGUGGAUGUUCCUCCUUUACGGUCUUUGUGCCAUCAUAUUAGGAUUUGUAUUAUUGUGGUGGUUGCCCGAUCGUCCCCUGCCGCCUGGAGAGCCGCGAGUUCGAAGUGGUCUCCUCAAAUGGCUGCCUGCAACCCCGCCUGUUUUGACUGGUGAGGAUGCUGAGGUCCACUAUCGUGACCUAACACGAGUGUAUCACCCAAGAAGAUGGACCGUGAAAGAUUUGGCGAUGGUGCUGAUUGAUUGGCGCCUCUGGCCCUUGAUUUUCAUGUACUUUGGAGUUGUUGGUGUGGGUAUAGGGACGCAACUCUAUGGGACGGUCAUAAUCUCGGGGAUUAAUCCCAGUUUCUCUGGGGUUACCCUUAGCUUGUUGUUUGCACCUAUCUGGAUCAUGGAUCUCAUUGCUAUUCUACUGGUGACCCCUAUUUCUGAUCGCUUCCACCAUCACCGGGCGAUCUUCUUCUCCGCAGCAGUCUGCAUUCAGAUUGCCGGCUUGCUCACCACCACAUUCGCUCCGGUGUCUCGCCCCUGGGCUCGAUAUGGUGGUCUCCUGAUGGUUGGUUUUGGACUGGGGCCAACGGUCCCUAUCUGUAUGACCUGGACAAACGAGAUCUUCCAACGACGGCAUGGUGAAGUCGGCGUCGCAUCUGCCGCUGCUCUGGUUUCUGGACUAGGCAACCUAGGCAGUGUUAUGACAACCUAUGCGUUGUACACCGGCUGGCCAGAAGAUUCCAAGACGGGCCCACACCAGUAUCGAAAGAGCAAUUUGACUAUGAUUGGUAUACUUUGCUUGAGUAUCUUGAGCAGUUUCCUAAUGACGAUCUUGCUUAAGACCGUAGGCAACAAGCCAAGCAACAAGAUCCAUAGUGGUGGCAGCUCUGCCAGCGAGGCCAACGAGUUCCAAGAUGGGGCUGCUCGGCGUGAGCAUCGCCAGCGAGGCUUUGGACGGAUGUGGUGGAGCAGAUAG
Molecule: messenger RNA, 1620 nt
Organism: Lachnellula hyalina
Lineage: Eukaryota; Fungi; Ascomycota; Leotiomycetes; Helotiales; Lachnaceae
Gene: vht1
Product: Vitamin H transporter
Exons: 4
Coding region: 1-1620 (539 amino acids)
Biological process (GO): biotin import across plasma membrane
Cellular component (GO): membrane
Molecular function (GO): solute:proton symporter activity; dethiobiotin transmembrane transporter activity; biotin transmembrane transporter activity
Source: RefSeq, a predicted model, not a curated record